Polychytrium aggregatum is the source of this 483-nucleotide messenger RNA. RefSeq lists its product as uncharacterized. Lineage: Eukaryota; Fungi; Chytridiomycota; Chytridiomycetes; Polychytriales. The transcript has 2 exons. The coding region runs from base 1 to 483 and encodes 160 amino acids. The record is from RefSeq and is a predicted model, not a curated record.
AUGGGGUCGCUCCGAUGUCUGCUUUGCUGCAGCAAUCCGAUCCUGUGCCUGCCAGGCUGUGAGAUGGCAUCGAUUCAGCAGGAUCCCGCUGCCUUCGUUUGGGCCUGGACCACGUUUCAGCAGCCGAAAUGUCGUGGUGGACAGGACAUGGCAUCGCCAUCGCAGACCAGCAUCCACUCCUGUUCGCCACGACGACCAUACCGCCAUACCGCCAUAUCGCCAUGCCAUGCCGACCCGCACGCUGCACCGAUGGCACCGUCCAUCUCGGCCACCGACCCUGCCACCGACCCUGCCACCGACCCUGGCACCUGCCGCCCGUGUGGCGGCGGGCUUGUUCCUUUGACAUCCCCGACCAACCACACGGCUUGCUGUCUGUCGGUGGUGGAAGCGAGCAGUGCCGAUGCUCCAGCCGUGGAGUGGGUCUUGAGAUGCGUCCAGCAGGACGGGCAGUCGAAAGGGCAGCCGAGAGGACAGUCGCCGUGA